AUGGAAAGAAGUAAAAAUAAAUUUCCUGUUUUUGAUGAAAAAUACAUACAUAGAGAUGUUGAAAAGAAUAUAGGGAAAAAUAAUUUUCCAAUGUAUAUUUAUAUUAUGUUAAUUUGUCUAAUAUUUUCUAUACUGCAAGAUGAUGGUAAUUAUGAUGAUAUUAUGAAAGACCCCAUAAUUUUCACUCACAUGAAAAAAUCGAGAAUAUUAUCUGAAUAUCAAUGUAUAGAAAAUUAUAAUUUUGAAGAAAAGGAUGAGAACUUUUCCAAUGAUGAUAUUUUUAAAAAUGACGAAAAAUCUGAAUAUAAUUAUUCAGGAAAUGUAGUUGAAGAUUUUAAUUUUUAUAUGGAUAAAAUGAAUGAAACAGAUGAUAAAUGGAUUAUUGAAAAGAAAAACAUAAAAAAUGAUAUAUGUAUUAAGAAUGACCCUUAUAAUAAAUUAAUAUUUGGAGAUACAUCCCCCGAUUUAUCAGAGUCUGAAUUUAAUGAAUUUAUAAAUAAUUUAGAUGAUUAUGUUAAUAAAAAUGAAAUGUAUAUUAUUUGGAAUUAUGUUAAUUCUAAAGAAAAAUUUAAAUAUUUAAAUAUGCAACAAAAUAUAAAAAGUUAUUGUGAAAAUUUAGCUUAUAAUUAUGAUAUUCCAAAAGAUAUUGAAAGAAAUGAAUGGUUAAAAGCUUACUAUUAUAUGACAGAUAUUUUGUUAAUUAAUGAAAAUAAAUUUCAUAAUUAUUUUUAUCAUUUAAUUUCUUAUGGAAAAUGUGAUAAAAACUUCUUUCUAGAAGUUAUCGAUAUCCAUAUAAAUUCUUGGAGAAAUAUUAGAAGAUCCAUGAAUAAUUUAUGGACCAAAAAAUUGAAUGACACAUUUAAGAACCACCCAUAUGUUACAAAAAAAUAG
Molecule: messenger RNA, 891 nt
Organism: Plasmodium falciparum 3D7
Lineage: Eukaryota; Apicomplexa; Aconoidasida; Haemosporida; Plasmodiidae
Product: PRESAN domain-containing protein
Source: RefSeq, a predicted model, not a curated record